GCCUUGGAUUUCCACUUGACCUUUUAAGGCUCUACCUCUAGGUCAUAGGCAGCCUGAGAACGCGGCAGGCUUUCACUUUAGGCUAAAAAGAGAACAUUUAAAAUGAGCGAUUGUUGACACGGGGAUGUCCUCGGGAGUGAGAGGCAAUAUGAAGAAAAAACGCUUUCAUUAAGGCAAUGGGGCUAACGGCUUUUAAGGGCCCGGUAUGUCAAUGGCCAUAAAAAGCAGAUAAAUGGUGUGCUACUGAACAUUACUUGGCUCAAUGAAACAUCUGACACCCCUCAUUCUUCUUGCCUGUGGCUCCUUUAAUCCCAUAACAAAUAUGCACAUGCGAUUAUUUGAACUAGCAAGAGAUCACCUUCAUCAAACAGGAAAGUACCAUGUGAUAGAAGGUAUAAUUUCACCAGUUAGUGACAACUAUGGGAAGCAAGGAUUGGUAGCAGCAAAGCAUCGAGUCGCAAUGGUUCGGCUUGCAGUUGAAACAUCUGACUGGAUCAGGGUGGAUCCUUGGGAGAGUGAGCAAAGUCAGUGGACUGAGACUCUCAUAGUACUAAGGCAUCAUUACAAAGAGCUACUUAAAUCACACAAUAUCAGAAAACUGUGUAGAGAAAAUACUUGGCCCAAACAAGAAGCAGCUGACCCAUCAAUCAGAUCAUCAGUUACAGUUGUUCCAGAGCUAAAACUUCUCUGCGGAGCUGAUGUUUUGAAGACAUUUCAAACACCUAACCUCUGGAAAACAGAACAUAUUGUAGAAAUAGUGAAAAGGUUUGGAUUGGUCUGUGUUAGUCGUGCUGGCCAUGAUCCUUCCCAGGACAUCACUAACUUAGAGUUUUUAAAUAACUACCAACAUAACAUCCAUUUAGUAAAAGAGUGGGUUCUAAAUGAAAUCAGUGCUACGAGCAUAAGGUGUGCCUUGCGCAAAGGACAAAGUGUGAAAUACUUGUUGCCAGACUCUGUUAUUUCUUACAUUAAGCAACACAAUAUAUAUAUGGAAAAGACUGGACGAAAUAAAUAAAAGAAAAUUUGGUGUAGCCCUUUAAAGUGUUCAUGCUGCUUACUUAUCUUUUGAUAAGAUUUAGUGAGACCAGAGAUGAGCAACAAAAAAGCUACAAAGUCUGAAGGACAAAACAUAUC
Molecule: messenger RNA, 1134 nt
Organism: Ahaetulla prasina
Lineage: Eukaryota; Metazoa; Chordata; Lepidosauria; Squamata; Colubridae
Gene: NMNAT3
Product: nicotinamide nucleotide adenylyltransferase 3
Exons: 5
Coding region: 263-1015 (250 amino acids)
Biological process (GO): NAD+ biosynthetic process
Cellular component (GO): mitochondrion
Molecular function (GO): nicotinate-nucleotide adenylyltransferase activity; nicotinamide-nucleotide adenylyltransferase activity
Source: RefSeq, a predicted model, not a curated record